Ciona intestinalis (vase tunicate) is the source of this 1993-nucleotide messenger RNA. RefSeq names its product E3 ubiquitin-protein ligase TM129. Gene Ontology annotation, cellular component: membrane; endoplasmic reticulum. Gene Ontology annotation, molecular function: ubiquitin protein ligase activity. The record is from RefSeq and is a predicted model, not a curated record. Lineage: Eukaryota; Metazoa; Chordata; Ascidiacea; Phlebobranchia; Cionidae. Gene Ontology annotation, biological process: protein ubiquitination.
GGAUUCAAUUUGAAUAACGUAACUUAUAUACAGGUACAGCUGCUGUCUUUAAAUGGGUUGAAAAUACGGUCGUAUUUAGCGAUUCAAUCCAAAUGUAUGCCCCACUGUUAAGCCCUGCUGUUGCGUUUUCGUUUUUUUACUGGUUAGUUGCUUUUUGUUUUGUUGUUGCGCCGACAGAGUUCCAGUCCAGUGGAGUAACUAUACAGAGUCUGUUUGCUUCGUGGCUUGGCAGCGAAAGCAUAGAUUUUGUAAACUACCACAUAAAACGGACGACAGCAACAACGUUAUUUCAUGCCAGCUUGCCGUUAGGUUAUUUCAUUGGGAUGACAUUUGUUGGUGAAUCUGGUUUGGAAUUCUUUGAGUUAUCUGAGUGGGCGAUCCAUACAGGAUGGCAGAUAUACUUCUACACAGCAUGCUCCCUGUUCAUUGGUUGUGCUACACUUGUAUAUUAUUGGCACAUGAAUGAAUGGUCAAAUCAUCCAAUCGCGAAGAACUUAUCUCUUUACUGUGAGUCCUGGAGAACUGGCUUGUUAGAAAUCAAUGCUGAGUUUAGAAGUAUCGAUAAAUACACCAGCGGACCUUCAGGAACCUCCAGGACGAUAGUUGUUGAUAACUGGAUUAUAAAAACUGGAGCUUACAGCGUUAAGUUUGUCCAUCAGGACCAUGUUGUUCUAUCGGUGGGCAAGACAGAGGAAUACCAGGUGUCUCCAGAUACGAUGACAACAGUGCAGUAUGUGAGGAUAAAUGUGAACCCAUUGAAACCACAAUCUGGCUUCAGUGUACGGAUACUGUCUACUGAGUAUUCAGACUUCAAAGCAAAACUUCGAACCGAGAUUUACACGCUACCAAACGUGACAAUACACCAAACAUCGGGUGAACUUUUCUUGUCUGCAUUUCGUGACCAAGUUGAGCAGAAUCCGCUGUAUGUGGUUGAUAGUGGCCUCACAUUUGGUAGUUGUAUUGGCUGCCAUGAUAAAGCUGCCAAUGUAAAGUUAACUAAACAAUGUGCGGAACCUGAUGACGGAGAUUGUAAAAGUUGUCAGUGUCCCCCUAUGUGGUGUUUGGAGUGCAUGGGACGUUGGUACGCAAGCAGACAAGACCAAGCAAGGCCAGAGUCAUGGCUGGGUGGUUUUGCAACUUGCCCGAUGUGUAGAUCACGAUUCUGCAUGUUAGAUGUAUCUGCUAUUCAUCAUACAUAAGUUCCAUAUCAUAGACUCUAACAUUAGCAUGCAGGAUAUUCUUAAAAUUAGGUUAACUAUGACUGGGCACCCAAUACAAAUACAAACAGCCACACAUGUGAGAUAAAAUGUAGAAUAAAACCAUAAACAUUAAAUGUGCAAUUAUUAAUGUGUUAAGUGGCAUAUACUGUAAUACAAAAACUUUUUCGGGUCUUUUGCAUACAUACAUACUUUCGACUUUUUGACCUUAUGGAUAUUUUCAGUUUUCCAAAGUAAUGUUUUGCAUAUUUAUGUUUCAAAACAUAAUGUAUGGAUGCUGCAUUGUAUAUUAUGACCUCUGUCACCAAUUCUGCUCUAACCAGUUACCAUCAUAUUCUUUUGCGCUUGCCAUUUCUUUGUAUAUUUGUAAAAACCAAAGCAGUUGCUUAUAUGCUAAGUUGUUGAUAUUUAUGGCGUGGUUAUUUAUACGUAAAAGUGCUUCUCAACCCCUAGGUCACCAUUUCAUUUAGUUUGGUCGCCUACUACAGUGGUUCACAAACCCUUUUGACUCUUAUUGUAAAAGUUAAGUAUUUUUAUUAUAUUCUUACAAAACGUUAUUAAAUGUUUAUGUAGUUUUAAUAUUUGGUUACCAAGGGUAUAUGUGUAAUAUUUUGGUGGAAGGUAAAAGGUUGAGAAGCACUGUACUGAAUGGAAGUGGAAUAAUUGUUGCGGCAAUGUUUAGUUUUUCUUGUAUGUUGGCAGUUUAAUGUAUUUUCAAUGUAAACGUUCGUUUUGUCGGAUACUAUUUCAAUUUAAAGUUAUUCUUUUCAUCCAGA